AUGAAGAACCUCUCAUUUCUUGCAGUCCUAUCUCUCUUGGCUUUAACAUUUCCAUUGGCCAUUGCUUCUGAUCCAAGCCCCCUUCAAGACUUCUGCGUCGGCGUCAACACCCCGGCAGAUGGUGUGUUUGUAAAUGGAAAGUUCUGCAAAGACCCAAAGCUCGUCACAUCCGAUGACUUCUUUUUCACAGGGCUUCAAAAGGCUAGACCCGUAGCUAAUGCUGUUGGGUCGAAUGUGACAGCCGUUAAUGUAAACAACCUUCCAGGGCUAAACACCCUCGGAAUCUCCAUUGUCCGUAUAGACUAUGGAGUCAACGGGCAAAACCCUCCUCACACUCACCCCCGAGCUACCGAGAUCUUGUAUGUCGGACAUGGAACUCUUUUGGUUGGGUUUGUCACAUCAAACGGUGAUGGUAAUCGUCUCUUUACCAAAACUCUUAAGGAGGGUGAUGUGUUUGUGUUUCCAGAGGGACUUAUCCAUUUCCAAGCAAACAUUGGUAAAUUUCCUGCCGUUGCAUUCGCUGCUCUGAGCAGCCAAAACCCAGGUGUUGUCACUAUUGCUAACACAGUGUUUGGGUCUAACCCAGCAAUAGAUCCCAAUGUUCUUGCAAGGGCGUUUCAGUUGGAUCCUAAGGUUGUGUUGGAUCUACAGAACAAGUUUAAAAAGUAA
Molecule: messenger RNA, 669 nt
Organism: Microthlaspi erraticum
Lineage: Eukaryota; Viridiplantae; Streptophyta; Magnoliopsida; Brassicales; Brassicaceae
Source: the annotation of a GenBank genome assembly